Molecule: messenger RNA, 1742 nt
Organism: Medioppia subpectinata
Lineage: Eukaryota; Metazoa; Arthropoda; Arachnida; Sarcoptiformes; Oppiidae
Source: the annotation of a GenBank genome assembly
AUGAUUAGUAAUGCAUUUAUGGAAAACUUCGGCCAAAUGUUUGGCAAUAUGGGUGACAACUUAUCCGGGUUUGUGGACAGUCUGUACAAUAACGUGGACUCGUGGGCCGACCAUAUCAUUCAACACGCAAAGGACGAGGACUGCGAGUUUAUAUGUCCGCACACGAAAAUUGCUGUCCAUAACACGUCUUAUGAACAUCACCCCAAAGGAUGCAAAACAUUUGGACUGAAGAUCAAAGAGUCAGAUCUGCCGAUCAAAGAGAUGCAACUCUGUUGUAAUGAACACCAGAUGUGUUAUCAUAAAUGCGGAUCCGUUAAGAAUGAUUGCGACGACAAAUUCAACGAAUGUCUGUUCCAGAAGUGCAAAGAGACUCAGAAAGAGGAGACCCUUAUGAAAGGGUGUCGAACGGCAACAAAGCUAUUAAUGAUGAGUUUCCUGACGUUUGGCUGCAAGAACUAUAAGGAUUCACAGAAGAACGCCUUUAACGAUGUCUUCACUUCAUUGGAAUCGCCUUUAGAUAAUGAAAAUCACAACAAAAACAUUGCAAUCAUUGGUUGCAAGUCAUCGGCUGAAGACAUAAUGGAAUGGACAGGUCGUGGAGGACUUCCCGGCGACAAACACGACGGCCCGGUAUUCAACUACAACUCUGCCUUCAAAUACACUCGAGUGGCCACCGAUGACGAGAUCCACGGCGGCGAAAACUAUUCCCCUGAAGAUGACAUCGCAUUGGAACCGUCACAACGGUAUCCACUUAUCAAUCAAUUGAUCCAUAAACUGAUCGUCGGAGUCUUUUAUGUCACUUUUAUUGUCACAUUUCCCGUCUCCGCCUUCUUCUGCAUUCAGCGGAUCCAAUCCCUCCAGAGAUGUAUUGUCUAUCGAUUGGGAAUACGUCUACCACUGAAAGGACCCGCCGACGGAUCAAUUGUGGAGUUCAGUGACAUGAGCUGUUGCCUCAAUGUGUUGAAUGUGAUCAGGAGUUCCGCUAAACUGAAAGACGCCCAAUUCAAUGCCCAACAGUUCUGUCGGCUAUCGUUCGCUAAUAUGAUUGCCGGCACUCAUGUCGAAGACUUGGAGAACAAGACGGACACCAUUUUGAAACAAUUUGAAGAGAAUUGCAAUAUGUAUCUCAACGAUAAGGGCUAUACCGCCAAAGUGGAGCACUUGCCCAAAUUUGUAGUGAUAAAUCGGGCCAAUCCUCUCAAUCCCAUCGUUUCUAAACUGAUGUCAAUGUUUGGCGGCGGACCCGAUGGAAGCCAGACUACGAACCCAAUGGUCAACGAUCUCAUGAGACUACAGGCGCCCACUUCUGGUCAGACUGAGCUCAGUGAGGAUCAAGUGGUCGCUUCGCUUCAACGAAUGGCCGAGAAAUACCGCAAUUAUGUCUUUCACGACAUCUUAAUCUCAAUCCAAGUAUUGGAUGUGAACUCAAACGAGUUCUUCACGUUCUGUCACUCAACAGGAAAAGUGUACAAGGUGAAUGCAAAGCCCACUAACAGAAUCGACAUCAAUAUCAGCGCCGAUAACACACAACAACUCAUGAAAUUCUGUUGCGAUAAUGACAUGAAUAGCGUCUCAAUUACCACUAGUUUGAUGUAAAGCCAUGUUUUGGUUUUGUUGGUUACGAACCAUACAAUCGAAACGUUUAUAUUUUAAUCACUAUUAUAUGAGUAUAUGUUUUGAUGUGAUCUCACGUACGAAACAGUUCCUGAGAGAGAGAGAGAGAGAGAGAGAGAGAGAGAUUU